UUUUCAAAACAUUUUGAGCCCCUCAUGCUAUCAUUCGAUUUGUAACGGUCAGAAACAAAACCCCUCUUCACGAUAGCAUCGUCCUCUCGCGGGCAAGCAAAAUUCAAACUAAACUGUGAAGAAUUUCGGCAUCGUGGUUCGUUCAUCUUCUUGACAGCCUUUGUUCUCUCAGAACCCAGUAACCAAGCCUCUUAUUUCUGCAUUGAAUUGAACAAGAUAAUGGCCAAGUAUACUACUCCCGGGAAGCUGAUGAUCCAAGAUGAAAAUUUGGGUCUUCAAUGCAAACCCAAAAAAGCUGCCUUGACCGGGAAGACAAACAAUUUUAAAGUGGAUGGAAGGAAAGUUGGCUUAGUGCCUAGUGGUCGAAAAGCUCUCAACGACAUUACAAACAAAAGCAAAUCUGUUUUUGUUGAAGCCUCAUCAAGGAAAAAGAAUGCUCCCAAGGAAGAGCAAGAAACUAAUGUGAAGGAGGAAAUGUUCUUGCAUGACCACAAGAAGUGCAUCGAGGCCCAAAAAGAAGCAAUGAAUGCUUCAUAUCUAGAGAUGGUUCUUCCACGAGAUGAUUCGAUGCCUAUUCUUGAGCAGACUAAGGUCCCUCAAUCCCCUCGUUGCUACCCAGAACCAGUUGAAUUGUCAAUGUCCAAGUUUUCUGAUUGGUUGGACUCUCCAAUACAGAGGAGCUAUCCUCCAUCUCCUCCUCCAUUACUAUGGGACUCCGCACCAUCUUCUCCUAUUGCAUGGGAUGAUGAAGUAUUUGAGCUUGUUCUGAAGGAAGAAGGCGAUGCCUAAGAGCCUAUAUGAGAUUGCGUUCUAGCUCCCCUAGAACGUGGUUUUGACCGAAGCAACCGACUGCUAAAACGAGAAUUCAAACACAGCUUAAAUUUGACUUUGCUUACAAUUUGCUCUAUGUUUUCAAGAGUUUCCUCUGUAACAAUUUCGAUUUUGAGAACUUGACAGCUUUUAGCUGUGAAACUUGUCUGUUUGUUUACACCACUGAGCACUGUUCAUACUUCAUAGGUAUUGGAAUUGUAUCUUAGACUAUCUUUCCUGAAGCUUCUUGCUUAUUUGAUAGAAAAAAUCAAUUGAAGUGUUAAGUGUUAAUUGUUAA
Messenger RNA from Prosopis cineraria, 1108 nucleotides. RefSeq names its product protein PATRONUS 2. Gene Ontology annotation, biological process: regulation of mitotic cell cycle. The transcript has 5 exons. The coding region runs from base 220 to 789 and encodes 189 amino acids. NCBI's taxonomy places the organism in Eukaryota, Viridiplantae, Streptophyta, Magnoliopsida, Fabales, Fabaceae. The record is from RefSeq and is a predicted model, not a curated record.